CUCGACACAUACAGGCUUAUAAGGAGCACUAUGUGUUGAACAAGUUACAAGUAUAGAAUCGGCAGCAAGAAGGUAAGACAACAAGCGAGAAUGUCCCGAAACAACGCUUUUUACUAUUUGCGCCGAAGAAAGGUGCGAUGGCCGUGUUUGCGAUGGUAACGAGGGGCGCAAAGUGUUCCGUCAUAAAUGCUUGUGGAGGUCACUUCUCAUCUUCUUCACAAGUUCAAUGCCUCUAUUCGAAGCUUCCCAUUAAGGAAUGAAGAAAACUGUCCUACAAUGCCUCAAGAUCAUCGGCGUUCUCUCUACCGACUUGACGAGUUGCGACUCGUUACAGCAAGAGUUCGUCAACAUCAAACGCGUCUAUUUCAAAAAGAUUCUUGUGUGCCAUCCGGACAAAGGCGGCGACGCAGAAGUCUUCCGAAAUGUGCAAACUUCCUUUGAAGUGCUGCGUGGAAUCUACGAAAAGGAGGCUAUCUCAUCUUUUAUCACAGAAUCGGCCUUUUCCGCCCAAAAUUUCGACGAUGUCUUUCGAGAUUUUGGUGAGAUGCCGACGCCAUCUUGGGAGUAUUAUCAUGAAGCUGCAGAAGAGAAUUUUCCCUUGUACCGCGUAGAGCGAGCUCGGUCCAAUCGUAGCCGCUGUACACAAACAACAAAACUUGGGAAGAAGUGCGGGGAUGAUAAAUUGAUCGCCAGUGGCUCGGUUCGUGUAGGUUCACUUGACGAGAAGACGGGAACAUACACACGAUGGAAUCACUUGGAAUGCUGGCGCGUUCCGAGCCGUAUAUGGCUUGGUAUUGCAAGUUCUCGUGAGGACGAAGAUUCGGUUCUAAAUACGAAAAAUGUGCUUCAGUCUCUUCUACAAAUGAAUGACGUUCUUCUGAGUGGAAUAAAUGAGAUGAAUGUUGAAGGGCAGAUGGAAUUCGUCACGCAUAUCAUGGAUCGGUCUAGUUGGGCUCGGAUUUCUCAGCGCAGGAACAUCAAUUCAUCUAAGGAGCUAGAUAUGUCUGUCGCCAAACAAACUCAACCGGCACGUCAGGCGGCCGUCUUUCCACGUGACGGGCCUUCAUCACGGGAAUCAUUCAUUGUUCCAAUCCCCGGGGAAAACGGCGUAGCCUCUGACGCUUUGAAAGGGAAACGGGUUGUUUUGACGGGCGUAUUUCCGGAAGUUGGCGGAGGCCGCGGCUUGACACUUGGCAAAGAGAAAGUCAAGAAGAUGGUAGAAUCUUUCGGUGGUCGUGUUACAGGUUCAGUGUCUGGAAAAACGGAUAUGGUACUAUUUACACUUUCUCCAUCGACGAACUUGAAGUUAAUUGUGGGCAAGGACCCUGGUUUUUCCAAAGUUUCUCAGGCCCGAGGUCGAAGCGUUACGUUGUUGAGUUUGAAAGAUCUGAAGGAAGGCAUCGAGAGCAACUGUCUCGAGUAUACACGGCACGAGGACCUCAAAAUCUCUUCCUUUUCUUCGGGUUACAAAAACAACUCCGCUGCGCUGUCGGCUUCGAGCAGCGACUUCGCCAUUGCUGCUGGUCAAGCUCCAGCGCUUCCGCAGGCAGGAUUGACGAGAUCUUCUAACUCAAAAAUGCCAAUUGCGAGUUCGGGGACCUAUGCAUUUCAUUCUGCAAUAAAAGCGCAACCAGUGUUGCCUGUGACGCUAUCGUCGACGUCGCCAUCAUCAUCCAACCUCCUAGAAUCUGCCAAAUUCGUAGUAGGCAGCCAUGAGGCGAGUCCUGUGCGUUCUGCUGUGCCGAAAGGAGGGCACGGCUUACUGGGUAGAGCCCGGUUUGUCGAAGCACCGACUAUGCUCCGAACGAAGCUACAGGAAGCUAUACGAACCGGCGCAACGAUGGACCAAGAGUCGAAGAUCCCGAUCAGUCAAGAAACACAAAGAACUCUAGAGAACACUCUUGCAGAAAUUGACGGAGUUGGAGAGCAGGGUCCACAGCCGCAACCAAACAUACCCUUGCCUGACCUUUGCGACUCAAUAAAAGGUCUGCCCUUCCGAAUAACACGAUAUCGUUAUAAAACGCUGAAGGCGGAAGUAAACUUACAAAAACAAAGGACGGCCAAACGUGCGCGAGAAGGUGGGUAAACGGACGCCUCGACAAGCAAUUUGUGG
This is a messenger RNA of Phaeodactylum tricornutum CCAP 1055/1, 2113 nucleotides long. RefSeq lists its product with no specific name. The transcript has 2 exons. The record is from RefSeq and is a predicted model, not a curated record. Lineage: Eukaryota; Bacillariophyta; Bacillariophyceae; Surirellales; Neidiaceae. Bases 257 to 2086 code for a protein of 609 amino acids. Gene Ontology annotation, molecular function: DNA binding; zinc ion binding.